AUAGAUAACCGUUUUGGAGCGAACACUCAUAAGUAAAAUUUUUAAUGUGAAAUGGUUAAUUAAUUUUUUUUCUAUAAUUUAACGUAACAAUUUUCAAACUUCUAAAAAUUUCACUAGAAGAUAAACGUUGGUGUGCGUGAAUGAAUAUUUAUUUUAUACAGUUUAAUACGGCCGCCAGAAUUGACGGUCGGUUAUAGAAAGUGUACCGAAAAUUGUGUGUGAAAAAAAUAAAGAGGCACGGGACUGGAUUAGAACCCGCACCCCUAAGCGUCGCUGAGACGAACCCUACCAUUAGGCCACCGUUUACUUAUGGUGAUGAUACCGAUACACUUUCAUUUAGGUUUAUAACGUGAUGUGUGGAUGAGGGAAACUCGGUACCGUGUUAUGUUUAAUUAAGAAAUACUGUGAAAUAUGUUGCGUCUUCAAUCAUAUGAAUUAGAUACAAAUUUUAGUCUUAAAUAUAUUAACAAAACUACCAUCCGUGAUGUUCAAUAUUCAGAUAAAAAUAUUAUUCCUCGAGUUGAGAAGUUUUUAAAACAUUAUGUAGAAUCAUCAAGAAAUGUUAAAUACUUGAACAAAGAAUUGAUUGUUAAUGCUUUGCGUCUUGAAUAUUCAGAGUACAACAGGAAACCUUGGGGUGUAAUGGCUAACCUUAUUGCUAGAGCAUUAGUAGUUGUUGAUAAUCAGGGGAAAGAAAAUAUGAAUGAUCAUAAUUCGAUAUCUUCUGAUGAUUCAACCAUAAAUAUUAUGUCUUCUGGAGAAGAAUCAGUUGAUAUCACAAAUGACUUUGAUCCAAUAGAAAGUUUGAAUCCAAAUAUAACUGAGGUCAAUAACUCGAGUUCGGAAUCAACACAUGAAAUGGAUAUAGAGCCAGGUAUAGUAGUUGAUGUUAACCAAACUACUUCUAAUGGAGCAAGACAAAAAACAGUAAAGAACAUUUCUAGAGAAGUUAACAAUCAGUCAGGUUGGGUAACAACUCCUGCUAAGAAACUGAAAAGAGAAAUUGAGCAUUUGAAUAAAACAGUAGAUGGUAUGCCGACACCACUAAAAAAAGUUUUUCAAUUAAUUGGAUCUGCAGAAGAAGUUAAUGUGAAUUUUGAUAAUCUUGCAGGAUGUGAUUCAGUUUUGUUGGAAAUAUGCCAACUUAUUAUGCAUAUAAAACACCCUGAAGUGUACAAAACCUUAGGAGUUUCUCCACCAAAAGGUUUUUUGCUUCAUGGGCCACCUGGUUGUGGAAAAACACUUCUAGCCCAAGCAGUUGCAGGAGAGUUAAAAAUACCUUUAAUCAGUAUAGCAGCUCCACAAUUAGUUGUAGGAAUAAGUGGUGAGUCAGAAAAACGAGUUAGAAAAUUGUUUGAAUCUGCUGUCAAGUCAGCACCAUGUGUAUUAUUUAUUGACGAAGUGGACUCUAUUUCUCCUAAUCGAGAUAAUACAUCUCGUGAUAUGGAACGCAGGAUUGUUGCUCAAUUGUUAUCUUCAUUAGAUAGUUUAAAAGAUGAUGAUAAAGUUAUUGUGAUUGGUGCUACAAAUCGUCCUGAUAGUUUAGAUCCUGCUUUAAGAAGAGCAGGAAGGUUUGAUCGUGAAGUUUGUCUUGGUAUUCCUGAUAGACAGUCUCGCAGAGCAAUGUUAGAUUUAAUGUGCAAAGAAUUACGUAUUGCUCCAUCAGUUACUUUAGAUAGAUUAAGUGAACUUACUCCAGGUUUUGUUGGUGCUGAUUUAAAAUCGCUCACUAGAGAGGCAGCUACAGUAGCUGCAAAUAGAACUAUUGAAGAAAUUAAAAAUAGAUUAAAUUAUCUUAAUGGUGAAAAACCUAAUGAAACUGAAAUUAUACCAAAAAAUAAAAUUCUUGAUACAUUAAAUUUAUUACGUUCAAGUAAUAUUAUACCUAAAGAGGAAUUGGGUUCAAUAAAAAUAGAACUAGAUGAUUUUAAAGAAGCUUUGAAGAAAGUUGUUCCUUCUUCUAAAAGAGAAGGUUUUGUUACAGUACCUAAUAUAACUUGGGAUGACAUAGGUUCUUUAAAAAAAAUUAGACAAGAACUACAUAUGGCUAUGCUUGCUCCUGUGACUCAUGCUAAAGAAUUUACAGCUCUUGGAUUAGAUGUUCCAACUGGGGUAUUAUUGUGUGGACCACCAGGUUGUGGUAAAACAUUGUUGGCUAAAGCUGUAGCUAAUGAGGCUGGUAUUAACUUUAUAUCAAUUAAAGGACCAGAAUUACUUAAUAUGUAUGUUGGUGAAAGUGAAAGAGGAGUAAGACAGUGUUUUCAAAGAGCACGUAAUUCACAACCUUGUGUAAUAUUUUUUGAUGAAAUUGAUGCGUUAUGUCCAAAAAGAAGUGAUAUGGAUGCUAGUGGUCGAUCUGGACAAAGAGUUGUAAAUCAGCUAUUAACAGAAAUGGAUGGCUUUGAAGGUGGUCGCAGUGGUGGUGUAUUUGUUAUGGGUGCUACAAAUCGACCUGAUAUGAUUGAUCCUGCUGUACUUCGACCUGGACGUUUAGACAAAGUUCUUUAUGUUGGUUUACCAGAUGAUGAAGGUCGCGUUGAUAUAUUAAGAGCAAUAACUAAGGCUGGUACAAAACCUAUUCUAGCCUGUGAUGUUGAUUUAGAAGUAAUAGGUAAAAACGAAAAAUGUAACAACUUUACAGGAGCAGAUUUGGCCGCUUUGGUAAGAGAAGCUGGAAUUAUUUGCCUGGAAGAAUAUAUCACUUCUACAGAAGAAAACAAACAAUUAGCAAUCCAAAAUAAACACUUUGAUGAGGCUCUGUUAAAAAUUAGACCUUCAGUAUCACCUGAGGAUCGUAUUCGUUAUGAAAUUUUAAAAUUGGAGUAUGCAGCACCUAGGAGUUAACAUAUUUUCUAUUAUAUUUUUUAAGAUG
Daktulosphaira vitifoliae (grape phylloxera) is the source of this 2872-nucleotide messenger RNA. Its product is annotated as nuclear valosin-containing protein-like. Gene Ontology annotation, cellular component: nucleus. The record is from RefSeq and is a predicted model, not a curated record. The coding region runs from base 412 to 2844 and encodes 810 amino acids. The transcript has 14 exons. Gene Ontology annotation, biological process: ribosome biogenesis. Gene Ontology annotation, molecular function: ATP binding; ATP hydrolysis activity; RNA binding. NCBI's taxonomy places the organism in Eukaryota, Metazoa, Arthropoda, Insecta, Hemiptera, Phylloxeridae.